Messenger RNA from Brienomyrus brachyistius, 3433 nucleotides. RefSeq names its product protein argonaute-3 (gene ago3a). The transcript has 19 exons. Gene Ontology annotation, molecular function: RNA binding; protein binding. Lineage: Eukaryota; Metazoa; Chordata; Actinopteri; Osteoglossiformes; Mormyridae. The record is from RefSeq and is a predicted model, not a curated record. The coding region runs from base 560 to 3163 and encodes 867 amino acids. Gene Ontology annotation, biological process: regulation of stem cell proliferation; regulatory ncRNA-mediated gene silencing.
GCGCGAGGCCUCCGCUGGGCGCCGUCAGAGAGCCGAGUGCGUCGCUGUGCGAGGACUUCCCCGACGGAGGGUCGCUGGGGCCGGCCGUAAGAUCAGCAGUACACCGCUGGGUUUCCGGCUCGUCAGCGGGAUAACGCUAGUGGACGGGACAGCGCUCCCGCCGGUGUCGAGAAGACAACCGGGCCGCGACAGACCGACGACACGUAAAGCUAAGGCGAAUACUGCUGAAGAGCCCCUGAGUCCAGCGGAAGGGGCGGCUUCUUAACGACUUUUUACCGGCGACGGACAAGAAAAAUUAAACAGAAUCCGAGACUAGAGAGAGGGUCUCCAGCGGAGGGGUCAGACACGGGGCCGCGGAGGAGAACCGGCCAGCCGGACCCCCGGGUGAAGAAAGGGGCCCGUUCGGCGGCGACGGAACCGGGCAGUGGAAAAAACCGUCCUCGCCUGGGUAAAUAAAGGGCUUUGGACUGGGUGAACCGGACGGAGCCAACCCCUGAGAGCUCAGCUGCUGGGAUUUGACGUUUGAGAGCCGGGGAGGAACCGGAUAGAGACCUCAUGAAUGGAAAUCGGAACUACAGGAGCCGUUGGGGCCCAGCCCCUGUUCUCCGUGCCACGACGCCCUGGCUAUGGCACGAUGGGGAAGCCCAUCAAGUUGCUGGCCAACUGCUUCCAGGUGGAGAUCCCCAAGAUGGACGUCUACCUCUAUGAGGUGGACAUCAAGCCUGAGAAGUGCCCACGCCGAGUCAACAGGGAAGUGGUGGAUUCCAUGGUGCAGCACUUUAAGGUGACCAUUUUUGGGGACCGCAGGCCAGUCUAUGAUGGCAAAAAGAGCCUCUACACAGCCAACCCACUGCCAGUGGCCCCCACAGGGGUCGACCUGGAUGUCACUCUGCCAGGAGAGGGAGGGAAGGACCGGCCCUUCAAGGUCAGCAUCAAGUUUGUGUCGCUGGUCAGCUGGCACCUGCUUCAUGAGGUCCUGACAGGUCGUGGGAUGCCAGAACCCCUGGAGCUGGACAAGCCCAUCAGCACCAACCCGGUGCAUGCUGUGGACGUGGUCCUGCGCCACCUGCCUUCCAUGAAGUACACCCCAGUGGGCCGGUCAUUUUUCUCUGCACCAGAGGGUUACGACCACCCCCUGGGAGGUGGGAGGGAGGUGUGGUUCGGGUUCCACCAGUCCGUGCGGCCCGCCAUGUGGAAGAUGAUGCUCAACAUCGACGUAUCUGCCACGGCCUUCUACAAAGCACAGCCCGUAAUCCAGUUCAUGUGUGAGGUUCUGGACAUCCACAACAUCGACGAGCAGCCACGCCCACUCACUGACUCCCAUCGGGUCAAAUUCACCAAAGAGAUUAAAGGCCUCAAGGUGGAGGUGACGCACUGUGGAACCAUGCGGAGGAAGUACCGCGUAUGCAAUGUGACGCGGCGGCCAGCCAGCCACCAGACGUUCCCAUUGCAGCUGGAGAACGGGCAGACAGUUGAGCGCACUGUGGCCCAGUAUUUCCGGGAGAAAUACAGCUUACAGCUCAAGUACCCCCACCUGCCCUGCCUGCAGGUGGGCCAAGAGCAGAAGCACACCUACCUGCCCCUGGAGGUGUGUAACAUUGUGGCGGGGCAGCGCUGCAUCAAGAAACUGACAGAUAAUCAGACCUCCACCAUGAUCAAAGCCACGGCGCGCUCUGCACCUGACAGACAGGAGGAGAUAAGCAGGCUGGUGCGCAGUGCCAACUAUGAGGCCGACCCAUUCGUGCAGGAGUUCCAGUUCAAAGUGCGGGACGAGAUGGCUCAUGUGACAGGCCGCGUGCUGCCCGCGCCUAUGCUGCAGUACGGGGGCAGGGUGAGCACAGAGACCUUCAUGAACCGGACAGUGGCCACGCCCAGUCACGGCGUGUGGGACAUGAGGGGCAAGCAGUUCCACACAGGGGUGGAGAUCAAGAUGUGGGCCAUCGCUUGCUUCGCCACACAGAGGCAGUGUCGUGAAGAAAUCCUCAAGGGUUUCACGGACCAACUGCGGAAGAUCUCCAAGGACGCGGGGAUGCCCAUUCAGGGUCAGCCGUGUUUCUGCAAGUACGCGCAGGGUGCGGACAGCGUGGAGCCCAUGUUCAGGCACCUGAAGAACACCUACUCUGGGCUGCAGCUCAUCAUUGUCAUCCUGCCCGGAAAGACACCCGUCUAUGCGGAGGUGAAGCGGGUAGGAGACACCCUUCUGGGAAUGGCCACCCAGUGCGUCCAGGUGAAGAACGUAGUCAAGACGUCCCCCCAGACCCUGUCCAACCUCUGCCUCAAGAUCAACGUCAAGCUGGGUGGCAUCAACAACAUCCUGGUGCCACAUCAGCGACCCUCAGUGUUCCAACAGCCAGUCAUUUUCCUGGGGGCUGAUGUGACUCACCCCCCUGCAGGAGAUGGGAAGAAACCCUCCAUUGCUGCUGUGGUGGGCAGUAUGGAUGCCCACCCCAGCCGCUACUGCGCCACGGUGCGGGUCCAGAGGCCCCGGCAGGAGGUGAUCCAGGACCUGGCUUCCAUGGUGCGGGAGCUGCUGAUCCAGUUUUACAAGUCGACCCGCUACAAGCCCACGCGCAUCAUCUUCUACAGGGACGGCGUGUCAGAGGGCCAGUUCCGACAGGUGCUCUAUUACGAGCUGCUGGCCAUCCGGGAGGCCUGCAUAAGUUUGGAGAAGGAGUACCAGCCAGGCAUCACCUACAUCGUGGUGCAGAAACGCCACCACACGCGGCUCUUCUGCGCCGACCGCAACGAGAGGGUCGGACGUAGCGGAAACAUUCCUGCCGGCACAACCGUGGACACGGAUAUCACCCAUCCCUACGAGUUUGACUUUUACCUCUGCAGCCAUGCUGGAAUACAGGGCACCAGCCGCCCCUCACAUUACCACGUCCUUUGGGAUGACAACUGCUUCACGGCCGACGAGUUCCAGCUGCUCACCUACCAGCUGUGCCACACUUACGUGCGCUGCACGCGCUCCGUCUCCAUCCCCGCACCUGCCUACUACGCCCACUUGGUGGCGUUUCGAGCCCGUUACCACCUGGUGGACAAAGAGCACGACAGUGCUGAAGGCAGCCACGUCUCCGGGCAGAGCAACGGCCGGGACCCCCAGGCGCUGGCCAAGGCCGUUCAGAUCCACCACGACACCCUGCGGACCAUGUACUUCGCCUGAGAGGCCCCUCAUCACCCGCCUCCCCCAUCCCACACAACCCCCAAGCCGAGACCCAAGCUACAUGCCCAGUCUGCCUGGGAGGGUCCGUCUCCGCAGCGGGGCGGCCUCACCUUGCCAGUCAAUCCGCACCUGACACUGUGCAGAAGGGGGGGCAGGGGGUGUACACCCCCUUCCCCUGUAAAGCUGCUUUGACACAAAAUGACGAAGAAUUAAAAAAAAAAAAAAAAAAAAAAAUUAAAAAUGACAAAGGGACAGAGCACUAUUAUGCAA